AUGGGAAUUGGGUAUAUUAGAACUCUACAAUCGACAAUUACAUUAGUGCCAAGUCAGAAUCGGAAUUGGAAUCGAAGUCGGAGCCAGAGUCGGUGUCAUGGCCUGCGGCAUGUCCUGCUUGCCACUCAAGCACCGUGCAACGUGUUUUCCAUGCAGUUCAGUGGCCAGCUGUUGGCAUACGGCUGCCUCAGCCUUGCAGCGGGACUACACUUCAGCUUGCCAAGUCUCGAUCCGAGCAUGGAGCGUCUGGCGAAUGCCACAGUUCAUGUGGCAACUCGAUACAUUGCCACACGCAUCAACACACUCGUCAUUCGCCGCGAUUGCCGGGAUUGCAACGAUGCCCAGCUUCAGCAGCAGCGACAGUUCGUUGGUCAGAUGUUGCAACAGUUGGCGCCGCAACUGACGCUGCUUCUCUACAGUGGCGCCCCACACGAGUCCGUCAGGGACUACACGCUCUUUGUGGUGCACGAGGCACAUGCUCUCGACCAUAUGUACCUGAACUAUACGAACACGCUGAAUGAGCGGGAAUUCUACUUUUUGGUAGUGUUGUUGUCCCGUCAGCCGGAACCAGAGUUACGGCGCUCGGUGAGUAGAGUCUGCUAUGUGGCUCUGCUGAAUCGUGUUAUCAAUGUGGUGGUGUUGGCUCAGAGAUACGAUGGAGAGAUUGCCCUGUAUGCCUAUCGGCUCUUCAACAAGGACUGCACUCCGGGCAUCAAUGCGUAUCGAAGUAAUCGGUUUCUUUCCAAUGGAAAUCUUUUUCACGACGAGCUUUUUCCGCUGCGGUUCAACAAUCUCAAUAACUGUGCCAUCAAUGUGACCGGUCACCAGUUGCCGCCGCAUUUCAUGUAUCAGCCGGCAGAUGGCGCCCCAUUGCCCGAAGAUGGCGCGUUUAUCGAUGUCCAGGCACUGCGUGGUAUCGAUGGAGAGCUUCUGCGGCUUUUGGCGACGGCCUUGAGAUUUCGGGUGCGCCUCAUGAUUCCCGAGGAGAAGAGCGAGAUAUUUAGCGACGAUACCAUGAACGGCUGCUUUGCCCAGCUUGCCACCGGUAAGGCGGACCUUGCAAUUGGAGGUUUCAGUGGCUCGGAUCCGCGUCGGGUGCAAUUCACCACAUCGGUGGUUUACCACCAGAGUUACUUCAUAUUUGUGGUGCGCAAAGAGCGUUACUUUGGACCCUUUGGCCAGUUGAUGCGUCCAUUUCGAGGCAAGGUGUGGUUCUGCCUUUUGUUGAGCUUCCUGGUCGCUUUGAUCUGUGCCCGUUGUCUGGGGCAACGCAUGAGAUUGAAGCAUCCGCUGGAGAAUCUCUUGGCGUCGACGAUUGGCAAUGCGGUGCCAGUGCAUCGCUUGCCCCACAGCGGAUUCCUGCGUCACAUGAUGGCCAAUUGGUUGCUGCUCACGCUGGUGCUGCGUUGCGCCUACCAAGCGAAGCUCUUCGAUGUGUUGAGGACAAAUCCUCAGAAGGGUUUGCCCCAUGGACUGAACGGAUUGUUGCUGCAGAAUUAUACACUGAUCAGUACAGGGUAUCAUGAUUUCUAUCCGCCUCAGUUGACACGCGUUAUCAACGGCAAUUUCUCGCAACGCUAUGAGAUCGUACAGGAGGCGCCACCAGGUGCCAAACUUGCCACAAUUUCGCUGCUCAACAACUUGGCGCAUUGGAAUGUGCGACAUCGGAACAGAAGUCGCUUAACUUAUGUCCGGGAACCAAUUUAUCUAUAUCAGCUCGUCAUCUAUUUUCCCCACAAUUCUAUCUUCAAGUUCACCUUUGAUAGGAAGAUCGCCCAGUUGCUCAGUUCCGGCGUGUUGAGUCACAUUGAGCGGCGGUACCUCCAAGUGGCAUAUGCCGAUCUAGGCGACAAUCUUCAGUUGGUGCCACGCAUUACGAAUCGUAUGCUAAAAGGCGUAUAUCGCUGUCUCGCUUUUCUCAUGGGCGUGUCAACUUGUCUCUUUCUACUCGAACGUUUGACUUUGCGUUGCCACAUUUUGCGGCGCCUCCUCAACUGGCUGCAGUGA
Molecule: messenger RNA, 2007 nt
Organism: Drosophila innubila
Lineage: Eukaryota; Metazoa; Arthropoda; Insecta; Diptera; Drosophilidae
Gene: Ir11a
Exons: 4
Coding region: 1-2007 (668 amino acids)
Source: RefSeq, a predicted model, not a curated record